Photinus pyralis (common eastern firefly) is the source of this 1107-nucleotide messenger RNA. RefSeq names its product cytochrome c oxidase assembly protein COX18, mitochondrial. The record is from RefSeq and is a predicted model, not a curated record. Lineage: Eukaryota; Metazoa; Arthropoda; Insecta; Coleoptera; Lampyridae. The coding region runs from base 96 to 1073 and encodes 325 amino acids. Gene Ontology annotation, biological process: mitochondrial respiratory chain complex IV assembly; protein insertion into mitochondrial inner membrane from matrix. Gene Ontology annotation, molecular function: membrane insertase activity. Gene Ontology annotation, cellular component: mitochondrial inner membrane. The transcript has 4 exons.
GCUCCUCCUCCUAACCUAAUUCUUUGUUUAUGUCAUCUCUUGCAUAAUAAGCAACUUUCUAAUUAAAAUAAACAUUUCGUCAUAACGAAAUCUACAUGUACUCCGUUCUUUUAAAGCGGCCGGCAUACGCGCUGCCGCGCUUUUACAAAUUGACCCGAAACGAGCGAAGGUUUAGCUUAAAUUCGAUCACGGACGCUCUCCGAGUACAGUCAGGUAUAUUUCGAAUAAUUUCCGAAAGCGCGCCCGUAGAAUGCCUCCAAAAGUUCGUGAUCAACGUCCACGACGUCACGGGUUUACCGUGGUGGGCGACCAUCGUCUGCACCACGUUCUUUCUCCGUUCAACCGUAACCGUACCUCUAGCGCUGUACCAAAACUUCGUCAUGGCCAAGGUGCAAAACGCGCAAGCGGAACUUAUCGAGCUAUCGAAGGAGUUGAAGAGGGAAGUCGCCGUCGCCGUCAAACUGUACGACUGGGACCAAAAGACGGCGGCGUACAAUUUUAAACGAUCUUUGAAAAAGCAAUGGAAAGCGUUAAUCGAACGCGACAAUUGUCAUCCGGCGAAGGCGAGCCUUUUAAUUUGGUUCCAGUUGCCGUUGUGGGUUUGCUUUUCGGUCGCACUCCGAAACCUGGCAUACCAGUUGCCCCAUUCGCACGUGAACGCCGAGCUCGUUCAUCACGAUCUUUCCGUCGAAGGGUUCGGUUGGAUCGUGAACCUAACACAGGUCGAUCCGUAUUUCGUGCUUCCGCUGAGUUUCGGGCUGAUCAAUCUGACAAUUAUCGAGAUACAGGCAGCGUCGAGGAGGGGGUCUCCGUCCAAGUUUCAGAGGUUCGUUUUGAAUUUUUUUAGAGGUGUUACGAUCGUUAUGGUUCCGGUAGCGGCGGGGGUGCCCUCUUGUAUUACAUUGUAUUGGACCACGUCUAGUUUGUACGGGUUCGUUCAAAACUUGGUGUUAAUGUCGCCGAAAUUGAAACGAUGGUGUAGGAUACCGAAAACGCCCAACGACAUAGAUAAGCCAUAUAGUCAUGUUAUUAAAGGGAUUAAGAAUAAAUUUGUUGUUUCGAAAAUAAGUUAACUGUAAGGUGUGAUUAAAUUAUCAUUAUUGUUUA